Molecule: messenger RNA, 1569 nt
Organism: Aegilops tauschii subsp. strangulata
Lineage: Eukaryota; Viridiplantae; Streptophyta; Magnoliopsida; Poales; Poaceae
Product: transcription factor SPATULA
Cellular component (GO): nucleus
Molecular function (GO): protein dimerization activity
Source: RefSeq, a predicted model, not a curated record
CGUCCCCGUCCUGGUCCUCGAGAAAGAGAAAGAGAGAGAGAGAGAGAGCUGUGGGGGAGGGGGACGGGGAGGGAACCGAGGUGGAGGAGGAAGCCCGGAGCCUGCGUGAAAAGAAAGGACCUCAAAGGCAAGCUCUCUGCAGCUGCAGCUUUUCCACGGCCCGGAGUCCCGAGGAAAAGCGCGCCAGAGCACGCCCGUGCGGUCGCGGUCGGUCGCGGCAUGGGCUCUCCCUCCUCCUCGUGAGCAGCGGCGCCGACCAGUUGCUGGGGCUCCUUUUCUUGGCUCCUUCUCGGUUCUGGCAGCGGCGGGCGACCAGUCGUCUUCCGGCUGGUGGCGAGCUCUCCUCCUCUCCUGGUCACCAGUGCGGCGCUCCGGCGGUCGUCAGCGCGCCAUGAUGGACCAGGAGCACCUGGACUUCAUCAUGCGCCACCACCACCACCAGGACGGCAUGGGGUUUGUUCCCGCGGACCGCGGCGACAGCGAGGAGGCGCUGGGGUCGUCGGAGUCGGAGCCGGCGGGGAGGCCGCGCGGCAAGAGGGCCCGCGCCGCCGAGGUGCACAACCUCUCCGAGAAGAGGCGGCGGUGCAAGAUCAACGAGAAGAUGAAGGCGCUCCAGAGCCUCGUGCCCAACUCCAGCAAGACGGACAAGGCCUCCAUGCUGGACGACGCCAUCGAGUACCUCAAGCACCUCCAGCUCCAAGUGCAGAUGCUGUCCAUGAGGAAUGGCAUGUAUCGCCCCUCGGUGAACUUACCAGGAGCACCUGACCAACUGCCAACAUCGCAAAUGUGCGCCGCACUUAACCGCGUCGACGCAUCAUCAAACCAUCCAUCAUCCAUGCUGCCUAUGAAUCAUUUUUUAGGAGCAAUGUCAGGGACUCGACAUUUGUAUGGUCCUCCGAAUCAGGACCGACCGCGUCACGAACCUCUUGUGUUAUCAAGUGUUCCGUGCACGACCACUCGAGAGCCUCCGUUCCUUCUCGGGCCAUCGCAGGGGUCCCCCCUUCGAUCCCUUCAGUUGACCUUACCGGCCGAGAUGAUCUUUCAAGAGGAGGCAAUGCUAAAGCAUCGGCUAAGUUCAACUCAAGAGACCACCUCUGUGCCAGGACAUGAGAUGAAGCAGGAAACACCUGCAGCGAGGGCUGGUCAUUUCGAUGCAUGUUCAAUCUGGAAAAAUCAAUCACAAGACAUGACGCCAAACAAUCCGGAAAGCGUUCUGUUUGCGCCUCACUUGCAUUUGGAAACGGUAAUGCUGACUCGGGUCUGAGGGCGGAAUCGAAGUAACUUCGCGAUCAAAAUGGACAGAUGACUUGGAAUCUCUGGAACAUUUGCCCAUUGGGGUGCUCCAUUUAGGCAGACAUGCACUAGGAUAGUAAAUGGUGAUCGCCAAGAUAGUAAUGGUCUUCAUCAGAUGCAACUUGUCUAAUGCUAGCAGUAGCAGUUAUAUUAUAUAUCAGCCAGACUGCAUUCUUGAUAUGAAAUCAAGAAAUGCUGAUCAUGUGAAUAUGUAGCGUGAACGCCUUCUCCAAACCGCAAUGAACUGAAACCAGCUACUAGUAUGAAUCCUUGUAA